AUGGUUUCCAAACCCCGCAACACGUUCACUCCAAAUCUCCUGCAUCUUGCUUCUACGGCCAAGGCUUCAACACCUCCUUUAUUUUAUAUAGCGGAUUAUGUUAGUGGACUCUACGAUGCGCUUUCUAAGGGUGAUACAGAGGCAGGGUCAUAUUUUGCCAUUUUCAAUAUUCUUUUUCUUUUAUCUCCUCCACCGCCUCCCUUACUCGUGACUCGCUUUAAUCGACUUCACCGCCUAAAGACCUCAGUAGUUUCUGGGGUUUUUGUUCCUUUUCUGCCUUCGGUAGUCUUUUGGGGAUAUUGCGUCUUCCUUUCCGAUUAUUCUCAUAAACAGAAGGCGGUGACGGAAGGAGUUCACUCCAAUAUUCUGAUGACGGAAGGAGUCGCCACAGGUGGAGAAGCAGCUCGAGAAAACGUUGACAGAGGCCAACGCCACCACUGUCAUAUUUUUUUACCUCGAUCGUCACUACCAUCAGCCGCCUAAUCUGGACCUGCGAUUAGGGCUUGAUGAAGACCAUCGCUCCUGCCGGACUCACUACGCGUAUGGUCGAAGAAGGAACGCACUUGAACUGAGAAAUGGUUGAGAUUUUCCCUAACAGUUCCGAAUCAGAGAACCAGUAAUUGAAGAAUCUCCUUUCCAGGCUGCUAAAGAAACAUAAUACCCCUGAUGACAGUUGAAGGACUACGCUUUACGUUUGGUGCUCCUCUUGAUGAAUCACAGAAUUCUGUUACAUUCAAUUCACAAAUUUUGCUGAUGACCCGUAUUGUAUUGACAGCUCAUCCAAAAGUCACAUGUUUAUGAACUAGGUUGGAAGCAGGAUGAAUUCAUGUUACAAGUGUCAUAAAGAUGUAUCUGAUUCGACUGAAGUUGUUGCACGGAUCAACUAUAUUUUGCUUACAUGAGUGUAUGUGAUGGCCCACCCCAAGAUUCCGGCAGCGACCACUAACAACUGCACCAGAUUAGUAGCAGAUUUCGGAUUUCCAGGUGGGAUAUACUGCUUCUACUAAAGUCGCUCUCAGCAUUGAUUUAUAUUUAUCGGUUCCACAGGAGGAUAUUGUUCACAGAGGGGGCUGCAUCAGAAACCAUAAUUCAACAUAAGGGACAAAAGGGGUAUAAUUGUAAUUUUGGUCAUAAGUGUAUCAACUUCUAUUUUUUUCAUCUACAGUUGUUUGUUGCCAUCAUUUUGAAUGCGUCGGUAAGAAAAUUCUUGACCCAUGCGGAGCAUGGGCU
Messenger RNA from Lactuca virosa, 1230 nucleotides. The record is from the annotation of a GenBank genome assembly. Lineage: Eukaryota; Viridiplantae; Streptophyta; Magnoliopsida; Asterales; Asteraceae.